This is a messenger RNA of Punica granatum (pomegranate), 1027 nucleotides long. Lineage: Eukaryota; Viridiplantae; Streptophyta; Magnoliopsida; Myrtales; Lythraceae. The record is from RefSeq and is a predicted model, not a curated record.
GCUUCUUCAAACCGCCAAGUCCAAUGCCCUAACUCAUUAGCUUCCCGUCUAAGUCUGCAUCUCUCUGCCCUGCGAGUACAGAAGCUCUUGCGCCGGUGUGGGAUUUGAGGAGAUGAGCGGUAAGGCGGUGAUCGGGCUGUCAUGGGAACCGAAGCUUCUCGGGUUGGCACAAUCGUCGUCGUCGGCGUCCACUGCGACAACAUCAGGGGGCAAGUCCGGGACCCCGGAGGCUCAAAGUACCGUCCUUUGGAGGCCUAACUCGGAGCUUGUUGACGGGCUCUUCGUCCCUCCCAACAACCCUAGGCAGCUUAACAAGCUGUUAAGGAAGCAGGUCAAGGACACCGCCGGCUCUAGUUGGUUUGAUAUGGCUGCCCCUACUAUAACUCCUGAGUUGAAGAAGGAUCUUCAGCUGCUAAAGAUGAGGAAUGUUAUUGAUCCAAAGAGGCACUACAAAAAAGGCGAUUCUAAAUCAAAAACCAUGCCCAAGUAUUUCCAGGUGGGAACAGUGAUAGAGUCUGCUGCAGAAUUUUUCAGCGGUAGACUAAGUAAGAAGGAGAGGAAGGCUACUCUUGCAGAUGAGCUGCUGUCUGAUCAGGCGCUAAAGGAUUACAGGAAGCGUAAGGUUCAGGAGAUUGAAGAACAGAAUAGACCUGCAGGAAACGAGAAGUGGAAGAUAAGAGGCCGGCAGUCGAUGAAGCGUGCAAAGCAACGAAGGCACUGAAAUAAUUCGAGACCUUUUCUAAAUAUUUUGCGGGAUCAUUGUAACAAUUAUCAGGAAGACUCAAUUUAUUUUAGGAGGAACAGGAGAGCAGCCAUAUCAUUCAUCUCCGUUGCAGCAGCCGAGGAGCGAUGCACUUAUUGGUCAGAAUCGACAGAUUGGCAGAUACCUUAAUUCCUGUUGUGCAAUCUUGUGUCUCUGGGAAAUCAUAAUGCUAUUAAAUUCUAUUCGCCUUUUUCUUAAUGAAAUAUCGUUUGAAUAUCAAUUUGGUUUUAGGGACCAUUGUGAUUAAACAUUUGUUAUCGCUCA